This is a messenger RNA of Monodelphis domestica (gray short-tailed opossum), 3056 nucleotides long. The record is from RefSeq and is a predicted model, not a curated record. NCBI's taxonomy places the organism in Eukaryota, Metazoa, Chordata, Mammalia, Didelphimorphia, Didelphidae.
GCGUGAGGUCGCUCGCUCCGACGUCGGCGUCUGCCGCUACUUUCCCCGGUUACACCAAACAGAACCAGAGUAGUGGGCGGCGCCGACCUGGGGGGACAAUGAAGUUGGAGCUAACGGAGGAACCCCGGGCGAGCACCGGAUUGAAAGAGAUGUAGCUGAGUGUCAACUUUCUUUAACCAUAAAGGGUUCAGGGUGGGUUUCAGCUGGUGGCCAGAAAAUGAUCGACUCUGUAAAGCUCCGGAGAGAUAGCGCUGCAGAUUUCUUUUCUCACUAUGAAUAUCUCUGUGCACUUCAAGACUCUAUACCUCUGCCUGUUGUGAGAACCAACUUGAGGCUGGGUGUGCUCGAUUUCAAUGCAGAUCGCCUCAAACUCCUGGACUGGGCACCUUUGUUAAGUGCUCUUAGGAUAAAUAAAAAUUUGCCCUCUAUUGCCAUUAGAAGCUUCUAUCAACCAGGUUUUGGAGAUUCAGCUUCUGAUAGGUAUAAAGCCUAUUAUAAAAGGCGAAUUCCUACAAUUAGAUCCAAAGAAGUGACCAUCCAAUUAUGUAAAGCUAUUAAAGGCUGUUUAAGUGUAUCUCCUGCUCUGAAGAAUCUAGAGCUUCAGGGAAUAUAUUUAAGAGAACGAGAUUUAAUAUUGUUAACAAGGGGAUUGAAUAAAUCAGCAUCUUUGGUACAUCUCUCUCUAGCGCAUUGUCCAAUUGGAGAUGGAGGUUUAGAAACGAUCUGUCAAAGUGUAAAGACCUCAGUAACCCUCAAGACUAUAGACUUCUCAGGGUGUAAUCUGACAUGGCGUGGAGCGGAACAUCUGGCCAAUAUCUUAAAGUACCAGACAAUAAAGAGGCAUGAGGAUGUGUGGGCUGAGAGUCUUCGCUAUCGGAACCCUGACUUGGAUGGCAUGGCAGGCUUACAACGCAUCUCACUCAACUACAACACCCUUAUUGGUGAUCAGGGUGCCAUCGCUUUUGCACAAUGUCUUUGUGACAGUUUAUGGCUGAGAGCACUUGAUCUGCAGCAAUGUGGAAUUAGCAAUGAGGGAGCUAAAACCCUACUAACUGCCCUGGAAGGAAAUACAACUUUGAUGGUUCUGGAUGUAAGAAAAAACCCACUAGUUGAUCAUUCUUUGAUGAAAACAAUUAUAAACAGAGCUGUCCAGAAUGGAAAGAGUGCUAAAUCAGAGUACAAGUGGUUAAAUUCUCCAAUAAAGGACCUUUUCAAAACUAAACAGAAAAAAAGAACUAUAAUUCUGGGAAGUGGUCGAAAAGGAAAAGCUACUAUUCGUAUUGGUAACCCUGCUUUUUUAACGCCGCUUGGAAGUUCCUCCUUAAUUUGGAGGCACAAAGGAGUAACAUCAGUGAAACCUCCAAGUAUAGGAAGCAAACACUUAUACAGUAAAGAUGCUUACUCUCCAGAGUCAUUAUCACCUGGGACAUAUGGCUUCCUGCCUUGGCGUACUGCGGAACGUGCCAACAGGUGCAGGGGAUUUCCACUGCUUAAAACCCGAGAUUUAUCUUGGCCAGUUCAGCAAUUAGAUUUUCCUGUGAAAGUAACUGUGGAGACCCCAUCAUGCUCAGAUGUGGAAGAAUCAGAAGAUACUGUUUUAGAACCUGUUUCUGAAAAAAAUGCCUUAACACCAUACAAAAUAAAUGAAAUACAGGAAAAAUUGGAAGAGUGCAUAAAGCAAUUAAAAGCAGAAAGGAUUAUGAGAGUCAAGGCUGAUAAACGAGUAACUGAGCUGGAACUUGAGAAUUCCCAGUUGCGAAAUAUAAAUUUCUCUCUGUCUGAGGCUCUUCAUGCACAAUCACUAGCAACCAUGAUUUUGGAAGAUGAUGGUGUUUUGGGUAGUAUUGAGUCAUCUUUCCAAAAGUUCCAUGCUUUUUUGGAUCUCCUUAAAGAUGCUGGGCUUGGGCAGCUCGCUACAGUAGCUGGUAUAAAUCAAUCAGAUUUUAAUUUCUUAGAUCAUCCCCAGAUGAACUCUACAAUUAAUGCUUUAUUUAUAGAAGGAAAGAAGGAACUUGAAGAAAGGCCAGAGUCUAAUCAGAAUACCCAAGGACCAAUGCAGAGCAUCCAAAAAGUUAGUGGAGAUUUUAGAGGUUCUUUGCCUCUUGGCACCCUCCAGUUUCCAGUUUCUACUCUGGAAGCCUUACCUCCUUCCAAAGAAGUUCAGGAAAUUAAGGGCACUGAUGAUCAGCCGGUUCUUCCUAAAGAAUGUGUCCCCUCACCAUUAUUAUCAUUUUUAGAAAAUAUGAUUGUUGAAGCUCAAGAUCAAAGAAAAGAAGAGGAGACUUUCAGAAGCAGUAGAACUUCCUCAGAGAAAAGUCCCAGAAUGAGUGAACAUAUCUCAAAACACUCUUCUAAGAAACGGUCUGAAAGUUCUUCUAAUUCCUUCCCUGAGACUCCAGUAAGCCAGAAAAGCCGAGGACACAGGGAGCAUACCCCUUCGGAUCCUGAAAAAUUAAAACAUCCAUCUUCAAAAAAAUGCAGCCUUUCUAGGAAAGAGACUAGAGAAGUAACAGUAAUAUCUAAGGCAGAUAAAAGUAAACACAAAACAUUAGAACGUUCUAAGAGUGAAACAGUAGUAUCUGAUCCUGAAAUUCCAGAAAGUAUUCAUUCUCUAUCAAGCACAUGACUCAGGUCUAAAUAUUUGAAAUUAUGUCUUGCCUUAAGAAUUUCAAUAAAAUUGGAAGCAUGGACCUGGAAACCAUUUGAGAAAAUUUACUAUACCUCUUUAUAAUGAUGAAAUGUUUAGUGUGUAUAUCUUCCUCAUAGUAUGAACAUUUGAACAGUUUUAGUACAGAUAUUCAAAUCCCUAAAGGAUCUUGUUUUCCUCAGCUUUCAUGGACCAGUUUUUCUUUUUAAAGUACAUUUAUUUCCAGUUAUAAAUAAACUUUUUAACAUUCAUUUUUUUAAAAUUUUGAAUUCCAAAUUCUCUCUCCCUCCCCAAUCUCCUCUGAAAAGACUAUACAUGUUCAGUCAUGAAAAAUUUUUCCAUAUUACUCAUAUCGUGAAAGAAAUAUAAACCCCCCAAGAUCCCAGAAAAAUAAAAUUUUUAAAAAAUA